CACUGACACAGACACACACACUCUCUCAGUCGGAGAGCAGAGAUGACGCUGUAACACACACACACACACACACACACACACUGCGCGGAUCCUGUGACUCUGCAGCACCAUGAAGAAAAGCUCUCUGCACUUUCUGAAACAGAAGAGUCCAAACCUGUUCGACACAAACGUCCAGAUCAAACACUACGACAAUGUGGAGUUUAAGCUGGACUCAGCGGCCAUCCCAGAGUCCGGCACGGCCAAAGUCCGAUCCAGACCCACUGUCAAACACUUCAGCACAUCUGGAGAUGGUGCGCUGGGCUUUGCAGUUCCCACACCUACGGUUCCUGUUUUGCCGCCUAUGAACGGACCCCAAAGCCACACAGGAAGCACCGAAAAACUCCCUAAUGGAAGCAUGAUUAGUGUUGCCGACCUUGACGAAGGAGAGAUUUUGAUUCCUGCUCCCCCUUCUGUAGCACCCCCACCACCACCCCAGUUCAUCCCUCCAUCACCACAAUAUAUACCUCCUCCAUUGGAGUUUUUUGGGGCUCUGGACCCACCUGUAGAUCUGGCAGCACUGCAGCCACCCUCCAUGCCUCCUCCCAAACCACCAUCAAUAACUGGCUUCACAAUAUCAGAGGAGCUAGAACUGGCAUCCCUCAAGCCUCCGCCAAUGGCUCCCCCAAAACCACCCACUGACAUCCCCAGCCUGAAGACCUCUGCCCCCAUCUCCAGCCCUAUAAAUGUUGUUCAGGGCAUCCCAGAGUGCCCUAAAUUCACCCCUCCGCUUCCUCCAGUGGAGAAACCCCAGUCUUCACUUAUCAAGGCCCAGAAGAUGCCUCCUCCAAAGCCAGUCAGGCUAUCCUCCAUCUAUAAUCUCACUGAGGUAACCCCAACUCCCACCCCUGCAUCAACUCCAGCUUCCAGCUUCAACCCCCAGACCACAGCCAAGCUCUACAGCGUGCCUAAAACGACAGUGCUCACCAGCCAAGCCGAUCGAGAGAUGAGGGCUCCGCACAUCCUGCUCCUAGAGGACACUUCUGGGAACCCAGUCGGGGUUCAUGUCAAUGGAAGAGCCCCUCUGUCAGCAAAGGAAGUAAGUCCAGCUCAAGACGUGGUACCCCCAGUCAAGCCAGUGCGUCGCAACAGCUCAGGUCUCCAGCUGGACACAGAUAUACUGGAUGGACUGGAAACACUUCCCAAUGAAGUCAGUAAACCAAACAGCACCUCCAAUGAGGAACUAGCAAAAGGAGUAACAUUACAAGAAGUUUCUAAUAAGAUCCCAGCUCCUGUAAAAGGUUCCCCCAAAACAGAAAGUGCUCUGGCCAUGCCAUCAGCACAAGAGGUGAGCCAAGUAAAGGAACUGCCAGCGUCUCCAAGCAAACCACGCUCCUACAGCCCGUUGCUGAACCGCAAACUGCACACCCUGAAGGGCCAUGAAGGGUCAAGCGGGAAAGAAACUGCUGCAUCUCCACUCGCCUUGCUGAAGGCUGCUAAGGAGCGAGAGAAGCAGCGAUCGGCUCUGUCUAGAAAGAGCAGCACCAAGAGCAGCAGCUCUGCUGAAUCAUUGAAUGUUGGCAUCCAUCCCAAUGAGACCAGACCCAACUCCUUCACAGUCACUCCAACACCUCUUUCCUCAGAAAGUCUCAACACAGAGCCCAAACAAUCUAUUUUAAUAGAGUCUCAACCCAAAUCUCAGAGCCCAAAGGUUUCCAGACCAGAACCUUCCCCAGUCUCCCACACUGCACCCUCCAAUAAUCCUGUGAAGCAUCCCACAUCAGCAUCCCCAUCUAGUCAGGAAGAUGGUAGUGAGGGAGCUGUUCACUACAUCCCUCCUCCCCCAGAGUUUGCUAAUUCUGAUCCAGAAGAUGAAAUCCCACCCAGCACUCCUCCACCUGACCCACUUGCAAAAAGUGUUGCUCAGCCUGUAAAAUCCAUUCCUGAUACCAAUGGUCCAGUUGCUCCUCCAAAACCCAAAACAUCUAGCACUGCGACAUCACCUUCAGCUGCUCCUAGCACCGAGCCCAAACUUAAAAAGCUGCAAAUCAAACAACAGGCCCCACCAGGACAGCCACCAGUUCAGGUCUCAGCUCUACCACUGACCCAACCCAAAACACAGACCCAAAUACAAACUCCCCCACCAGCCCAACCCAAAACCCAAAUUCCAUCUCCACCACCAACCCAACCUCCAGCUCCACCAACCCAACCCAAAACCCAACUUCCAGCUCCACCACCAUCCCAACCCAAAACCCAAAUUCCAUCUCCACCAUCAACCCAACCUCCAGCACCACCAACCCAACGCAAAACCCAACUUCCAGCUCCACCACCAACCCAACCCAAAACCCAAAUUCCAUCUCCACCACCAACCCAACCUCCAGCUCCACCAACCCAACCCAAAACCCAAAUUCCAACUCCCCCACCAACCCAUCCCAAAUCCCAAAUUCCAGCUCCACCACCAACCCAUCCCAAAUCCCAAAUUCCAGCUCCACCACAAACGCAACCUCCAGCUCCACCACCAAGCCAAACCAAAACCCAACUUCCAGGUCCACCACCAACACAACCAAAGACCCAACCUCCAGCUCCCCCACCAACCCAACUCAAAACCCAACCUCCAGCUCCACCUCCAGCCCAACACAAAACUCAAACCCAAUCGCCACCACCUCCUCAAGCCAAAACCCAAAUUCCAACUCAACCCCCUCCUUCUGUCUCUGCCAGCCAGGCCACCCUGCUCAGUAUCCUCCAGAAGAAGAUGCUAGAAAUGGACCCCAAAUUUGCUCCAGCACGAGAGACAGACUCCAGUGGGGAUGAUUGGAACUCCCCCCUGUCUGAUGAUGAUGGGGCAACAAGUCCUCUCCCUAAAACCAGCCCCAAACCCAAGACCACAACUGUGCCCAUACAGACACAAGGCUUAGACAUGAAAGAACUGGAGGCCAAAGCAGCUGAGAAAGCUCAGAACCUAGCUACCAAGGCACCAAGAAAUGGCCCUCAGUCCAAGCAGCAGUAUGGUAUGACUUUCACCAUCAGACCUGGAACCAAACAGCCCAUCACUCCUGUGAUGAAGACAGACUGAUCAUGGCUGGAACUCCUCAGCUGCUUCUUGUAGCGCCUGUGCAUGAAGUAAAUCCGUUGGGACCGUCAGUGGGACAGCACACAGAGACAGUCCUACACAGGCCUGAGGAAGUGGGGAUGUAUUUUUCCUGCAGAACAGCUGCAGGUUUUCCGUUCCUGUUGCUGUAUUGAAUUUCUGCUGCAUGUGCACCAAAGUCCAGGCCAGAUUUGUCCUCUGUAGGUCUUUGGCUGCUUCCUUAUCUGAGUGUAAACAGCGCACACCACCAACCAUGCCUUAAAACGGACCCUGUGUGAAGCACAACUGUGUACCUUCAGCUUCAGAGAAAACCUCUGGGGCCUUAUUCUGGCUGUAGUUUCAAACUGAACUUUGUCGCUGCUGCUAGAAUCUUUUCAGAAAGCCUGAAAAUGGACUUGAAAUGCAGGCAGAAAUAUAGAAAAUACUGUAAAUGUUUAUGUAACUAUAAACCACAGAGGGUGCAGGGCAGCAGGUCGUUCUUCGAUGUAACUUUGGUCAAUUUUUGAUCACAUCUCUCUCGUUAUUGUACAGAGAGAAGGUGCCAUUAUCCUCCUCCCAGAGGGAACACGACAGCGGAUCCUAACUGGAGUUUUUUUUUUAUUUCCUUUGUAAACAUCUUGGAACUGUUUACAGAGGUCAAAAUUGUUAGUAGACAAUCUUCCAGUACAUCGAGUACUGGGCCGGACAAAUCUAGAUGUCUUCAAAAAGCCCAGGUUCCACAUUCAGGUGUUAUAAACAGAACUCCAGUUUUACAGGUUCUACAGAGGAAGUUCUCAAAGCUCAGACAAGCUCAGUUUGGGUUUAGCACUUGGCUUGGUUUGUUUUCCAGUAGCUGGAGAACAGACAAUAAAAAAGCCCUAGUUUUUUAUUAAUGUUAAACAAGAACCAAGGGGUUUCUAAGUGGAAGCAGUGAGAUUUUGCUGUAUUCUUCACAGACCUUCACACAUCUGACUAUAAUAAAGAUUUAACAAAUCGCUGUUGUUGGAACAAAACCUCGUAUCUCCAAAAUGGUAAACAUACUGUAAUGUAAGUCAAUGGAACCAGAUUUAUAGAAGUAAUUUUGUUCUGGUUUUUGGCCACAUUUGACCACAUAAUAUAAAGAGGAACAGCCAUUUUCACACAACGUCAAAAACUGAAAAACAACCCAAAUGGGGAUUCAAGGCCUCCGUCAGCAGCGAGAUGCUCAAGAACUCUAAUAUUAAAGCAGUGCUUUGCAUGUAAGUCUGCGCUGAAACAGACAUGCUUUGUAAAUAACCCUACACGGAACUGCUACUCUGAACUUCUGCUUGAUCAGAGGAACAUGCGAUGACCAAUGAGCAGCACAGCUGAUGUAUAACAGUAUCUAUAACGUUUAUUACAGAAAUAUAGGGGAAACAUUUGUAUGCAGUUGAUCUGUUAUGCAGUCCUGACUGUUUAGCCAAAUAAAUAAAAAUGGAAACACAAAUCCAGAAAUGAAA
Pygocentrus nattereri (red-bellied piranha) is the source of this 4521-nucleotide messenger RNA. Its product is annotated as proline-rich protein 36. The record is from RefSeq and is a predicted model, not a curated record. The coding region runs from base 110 to 3049 and encodes 979 amino acids. The transcript is spliced from 5 exons. Lineage: Eukaryota; Metazoa; Chordata; Actinopteri; Characiformes; Serrasalmidae.